Neofelis nebulosa (Clouded leopard) is the source of this 1635-nucleotide messenger RNA. RefSeq names its product ankyrin repeat and ubiquitin domain containing 1 (gene ANKUB1). NCBI's taxonomy places the organism in Eukaryota, Metazoa, Chordata, Mammalia, Carnivora, Felidae. The transcript is spliced from 6 exons. Gene Ontology annotation, molecular function: protein binding. The record is from RefSeq and is a predicted model, not a curated record. The coding region runs from base 1 to 1635 and encodes 544 amino acids.
AUGAGGAUUUUCAUAGCCUUUGAGGGAUCUUUUGAACCAUUUGAUGUUUCAGCAGAUGAAACUGUGGAGGCUGUCAAGCUGAUGAUAAAGGAUUAUUUCCACAUUCCUCUCUCUGAAGAUGAACAAGGCAGGCGGUAUCUGGAGCUGAUGUAUGCUGGCGCAGCCCUAAAGGACAGCUGGAGUCUUGCAGAUGUUGGAAUAUCUUUUUGUUCAACUCUCAAAUGCUUUGUUAAGGAAGAAAAUAAGCCAACUCUCUAUGUGUUCAAUGCUGUGACCCAAGAGACAAUGCCAAUGAUGGAGAACAUCUCCCUUCUUAGUAAAAAAGUGUCUGAUCUGAGAACACUGGUAGCUCUGAGAUGUGGCUUUCCCGUGAGUGUCUUCUGUCUCCGGACCCCAAACGGAAUGGAGAUGUAUGACUGCAACACCCUCAGGGACUACCAAACAGACAUCGGCACAACACUUCGUUUGGACGUCUGGGAUGGAUGGAAGGAAUUUCUGAUGGGUUGUCUUCUGGGACAAAAACUUAAAGUCCAACGCUAUUUAUCAAAUGAAGGACCAGUACUCAAGUAUCAGAAAAAGGUAGCCCUGUUCAUCGCCGCCUUCUAUGGGUACAUCGAGCUCACUGAAUGGGCCCUGAAGCAGGGCGUGCGGCCCGAUGAGGCUGUCGGUGUUCACCCCUAUCGAGCAUGGUGCCAUGAAGCCCUUCAUGCAGAUGUCUCUAAAUGCCCCAUUCAUGCAGCUGCAGAAGCGGGCCAACUGUUGAUUCUGAAGGCCUUUGUCAACUGCAGCGUGCUGUGCCUGGAAUGUAAAAACGCAGCGGGGCAAAUCCCCCUGACCAUCGCAUUUAAACACAAGCAUAAAGACUGUGUAUUGUAUUUAUUGAGCAAAAUGUGGUCCAUGGUUUCUUUUCCGAAAAUAUCAGUUCCCAUGAGGAUUUAUAUUAAAAUAAAACAAUGGGUCCUCAAAGCUCAGAGUCACAACCUUAAUAAAGGCCAGCUUUGCAGCGCAAGGGUCCUUGGGGCAAAAGUUGGAGACACUGUGAUGGUGGAUGGUUUCACCACACCACAAAUGACCUCCAAGGGCUGGCAUAAGGCUCAGAACAAGGACUCACAAAGCACUGUGGGUAAGCUACCACCUCUCAAGGAAGAAACUGCAAGCAAGAAACCUAUCAAUCCUUUGGCAAUUUCACAGCAGAUCACAAGACGACAAACCUUGAAAUUACCUCCACCGGUAGAUGCAAAUACAUCCUUUAAAUUACAAAGACAGCAACAACAAAAUCAGAAAAAAAUUACUGCUGCAGCUAAGAAAAAAGAAAAGUUCAUAAAAAAUACAUAUCUCCCCCAAAUCCCCCUCCCUCCAGUUUCAAGAGUGGGCUAUUCACACCCAUCUUUUUACUAUGCAACACCCAGUGCUGACUUUUUACUCAAAUCGUCCUUUGCGUGCUUCUCAGAGCACAGUGGUAAGACUCCAAGGGAGAACGCCAUCUACUGCUUAGCCGUGGCCAGUGCCUUUAAAGAGAAACGAUGGCUUCAGCAGUUAGGAAUAGCAAGAGUUCUAGCCAAAAAGAGCAUUUCUAACCUGACCACACAAGGAGGCCUGACAGCAUGUGAAAAUCCUCCAGAAAUCGUGCUUUGA